Molecule: messenger RNA, 6549 nt
Organism: Oxyura jamaicensis (ruddy duck)
Lineage: Eukaryota; Metazoa; Chordata; Aves; Anseriformes; Anatidae
Gene: HFM1
Product: helicase for meiosis 1
Exons: 40
Coding region: 307-4641 (1444 amino acids)
Molecular function (GO): ATP binding; nucleic acid binding
Source: RefSeq, a predicted model, not a curated record
UAUUAUUUUUCCCGUUUUAAGGAGAAUUUAGCCUCUUCCUGUGCCAUUGGUUACACGUUUGUGACCGUGGGUAUUGCAUGGUGUACCGGUCGGGCUGCGCCUCAGAACGCGGGCAGUCCUCGUGGAGCGCACCCAGGGCCCGCCAUUUCGUGCCAGCGGGAAACCGCAGCCCCCCCCGCCGCGGCUGAGAGGAGCCGUCCGCUGCCGGCCCGUGGGGGGCUGCAGCAGGACCUAGACGGCAGCCUUCCCCGGGGCGGUGCUGGCAUACGGCCGGGCGGAUUAAAAGACUUCAUAUUUGAUCUAAAAAUGUUCAACUCGUCUGACAUGGUCUUUUCAUUGGAUAAUUUAUUUUAUGAAAGACCAGAUGCAAAAAAAAGAGAGAGAGAUCUAGAAAAAGAAGAGUCGAGCAUUUGGUAUAUCGCACCUGCUCCAGUUAUUGCUGAAAUUCCAGCAGCAGAGGAGUUGCAGAGGGAGCUGGAAAAAAACACAGCCAGCAAUCAUAUGGGAGGGAUAAAGCACCAGAAGUUUGUACAACAACACAGGAGUAACACUGAGGAUGUAAAUCAUAAAUCUCCAGCAUCUGUUCAUUUUGGCAUAGUCUCUGAAAAAGAAAUGCUCCAACUAAGUGUAGGAGAAAGAGAGAAAAUAAAUUUUCAGCAUGAAAGUCUUAAAAUGGUUUCAUUGUUUCUCUCUCCUGACCAAGAUAAGUAUAAAAGAGGAACAGGGAUUUGUCAGCAACCUGAUGCAAAUUUUUCACAGAGUAAAAUCUUAAUUAAUUUUCCAGAAAAUGGUGAUGAUGAGAGUGUCCAUUCAACAUUAAAGCAAAGCUUAUUUAAACUGUCUGAUUGUAUGUAUAAAAAUACAGAAUUUAAAGAUAGCUCAGUGGAUAUGAAACAAGUUGAUACUUACCUUAAUACAAGUGAAAACAUGACAGAAGUGAGAAAAGAAGAUGUGUGGAAAAUAAAUCAUCAUACUCCAAUAACUACAGACUCAGAUUUUACCCUACAUAGGGUAAAUGAUGGGAACAUUGCAUCUAAAAUUGGAUUUCAAAUAAAAUCACUUCCUAGUGCUUCAAGGAGUCUGGAUAUGACAGGAAAUACAGGAAGAAAUUUGGAAAUGUUGAGGGCUGUUACAGAAAUCCCGACCCAAUUUAGAAGUAUUUUUAAGGAGUUUCCAUAUUUUAACUAUGCACAAUCUAAAGCUUUGGAUGAUCUUCUUUACACGGAUAGAAAUUUUGUGAUUUGUGCUCCAACUGGCUCUGGAAAAACUGUAAUGUUUGAACUAGCUAUUACCAGAUUACUUAUGGAAGCCCCAAUGCCUUGGUUAAAUAUUAAAAUUGUUUACAUGGCUCCAAUAAAAGCUCUAUGCAGUCAGCGUUUUGAUGACUGGAAAGAAAAAUUUGGACCUAUAGGACUCAACUGUAAGGAACUGACGGGAGAUACAGUGAUGGAUGAUUUAUUUGAAAUACAUCGUGCUCACAUUAUUAUCACUACACCUGAAAAAUGGGAUAGCAUGACUAGAAGGUGGAGAGACAACUCUAUAGUUCAACUUGUACGACUGUUUCUCAUUGAUGAGGUGCAUGUUAUAAAGGAUGAAAGCCGUGGUGCAACAUUAGAAGUUGUAGUCAGUCGGAUGAGGACUAUUCAGUCUUCUCUUUGGCGUCUUUCAGAGAAUCAUGAUGUCGUUCCUCCCUUGAGAUUUGUAGCUGUGUCAGCAACAAUCCCAAAUGCUGAAGAUAUUGCAGAAUGGCUUUCAGAUGGUAAGAUGCCUGCUGUAUGUCUGAAAAUAGAUGAGGAUCAGCGACCAGUGAAGCUACGCAAAAUUGUUCUUGGCUUUCCUUGCAGCGAUAAUCAGACAGAAUUCAAAUUUGACUUAACUCUUAACUACAAGAUAGCGAGUGUUAUACAAACAUACUCUGAACAAAAACCAGCACUUGUGUUUUGUGCCACAAGAAAAGGAGUACAGCAGGCCGCUUCUGUUCUUUCAAAAGAUGCCAAAUUUCUAUUAAGUAUAGAACAGAAACAAAGAUUACAGAGGUCUGCAAAUUCAUUAAAAGAUUCUAAGCUCAGAGAUCUUUUAAUGUAUGGUGUGGCUUAUCAUCAUGCGGGUAUGGAGGUGUGUGACAGAAAAAUAAUUGAAGGAGCUUUUACUGUAGGAGAUUUACCAGUACUUUUUACUACUAGCACCUUAGCAAUGGGAGUCAAUCUACCUGCACAUCUGGUGGUUAUAAAAUCCACAAUGCACUACGUUGGAGGGAUGUUUGAAGAGUACAGUGAAACUGAUAUUCUGCAAAUGAUUGGGAGAGCAGGAAGGCCUCAAUUUGACACUACAGCAACAGCAGUCAUUAUGACUCGUUUGAGUACAAGGGAGAAGUAUAUACAGAUGUUAAAUGGUGCAGAUAUAAUAGAGAGCAGCUUGCACAGGCAUCUUGUCGAGCACUUAAAUGCAGAAAUAGUGCUGCAUACUAUCACAGAUGUCAGUGUAGCUUUGGAAUGGAUACGAUCAACCUUCUUGUACAUUAGAGCUUUAAAAAAUCCAACUCAUUACGGUUUUCCAUCUGGAUUGGAUAAAAUUGGAAUUGAAGCAAAAUUACAGGAACUGUGUUUGAAGAACUUGAACAAUUUGUCUUCUUUCAAUUUGGUCAGGAUGGAUAAUGAAAAUAAUUUCAAACCAACAGAGACUGGAAGAUUAAUGGCAUGGUAUUAUAUUGCAUUUGAAACAGUGAAACAGUUUUUCACAAUUAAGGGAACAGAGACUUUAAAUGAAUUGGUUACAAUGAUCUCCAACUGCGCAGAAUUUCUCGAUGUCAAGUUAAGAAUAAAUGAAAAGAAAAUACUGAACACUUUGAACAAAGACAAGGACAAAAUAACCAUCAGGUUUCCAUUGGAGGGGAAGAUUAAAACAAGGGAAAUGAAAAUAAACUGUCUUAUUCAGGCUCAGCUAGGAUGCAUUCCUAUUCAAGACUUUACUUUGACACAAGAUACUGGCAAAAUAUUUAGAAAUGGCGUAAGAAUUACUAGAUGGUUGUCUGACUUUCUGGCAUCAAGUAAAACCAACUUUUCUGCAUUAUUAAACUCCGUGAUUUUAGCUAAGUGUUUCAGGUGCAAACUUUGGGAAAAUUCACUUCAUGUGUCUAAACAAUUGGAAAAAAUUGUUUUCUUUUACUAUUCAUAUGGAAUUAUGCAUGGUGUAUCAUUGUCAAAUGCUAUGGUAAAUGCUGGGCUGACAUCAUUUAAAAAAAUAGAAGAGACAAAUGCAAGGGAACUUGAAUUGAUUUUAAACAGACAUCCUCCUUUUGGAAACCAGAUAAAAGAAUCUGUGUUGCAUCUUCCAAAAUAUGAACUUGACAUUGAACAGCUUCCAAAAUACAGUGAUACACUGGCUGAAAUCUUAGUAACCAUCAAAUUAACAAACUUUGAGCAGUUACAGACAAAGAGAACAGCGCCAGAUUUUCACUAUGUUACACUGAUCAUAGGAGAUGCUGACAAUCGAGUAAUUUUUAUUCAGAAAAUAAUGGAUUCAGUGUUGCUAAAAACUGGAAAUUGGAUGAAGAAAAUUGAAGUGAGAAGAGCUCUUAAAUCAGAGGACAUUAGUAUAAAUUUAAUUAGUUCUGAUUAUGUUGGCCUUGACAUACAGCAAGCAUUUACAGCCUUUUACUUAAUACCAAGAACAGUUGGAGGUAAAGUAGUUACAAAUAAAAAACUGAAAGCUGAGUCUCCACUUGAUAUGUAUUACUGCUCACCGCAAAGUCCACCAGCAGCAGCAGUAGAUACAGGAAGCAGGUCUAAAGAAGAACAUAACUACAAGAAAUAUGGGAACAGAGAGUGCAACCAUCGCUGUAAAAAUAAAGAUAUAUGUGGACAUGACUGCUGUAAAACUGGAGUACCUCCAAAGUCUGAGAUGAAUGGAGAUUCUACAUUUACUUUGUACUUAGCUGAUUUAAGGAGCAGGAACUCGAUUUCAUCUGUACCCCCAGUAAAGCGGUUAAAGAUGCAGAUGUUAAAUCAGGCUCAGAAUGUGGAUCUCAAACAAUUUGGUUUUGCACCCAAAUCCUUGAUGCCAGCAUUGUCAAGGUUUGGCAAUAAACAGUUGUCUUCAUCACCUUCAGUGGACCAGGUAGAUAAUGUUAAUAGCCUCGGACUAUCUCAGAAACAGUUGCAAUCCUGGAAUUAUGGAAAGAGUAGUGCUUCAGAUGUGAACUCUGAAUUGAGAGAUGACAUUUGGAAUGAUCUUGAUGAUGAAAUAUUAGUAUAUGCUAGUGACUUUUCCAGUGGAGAAUUGGACCAUGGAAAUACCUGCCUUCACAUUCCAGAUGAGCAUGAACCACCUUGCAAGUAUACAACAAGCAAAGCUACAAGUGACAUUUCAAAAGCCUCAUCAAAAGUAGAAUUACCUGUACAGAGCAGAUAUAUAAAUAUGUUCAGUUUUCAAGAAGAAAAGCAUUCAAUCCCUUCACAAGGGAUGAAAAAUAUACAGUUUUCUUCAAUCUCAAAAACAAUCUCAGACUCUUUUAAAUUCACUAGGAAAGAGGAUUUUUUUUUCACAAAAGAACAGGAAGAAGAAAUAGAGCCCAGAUAUCUUCUGGAUGAUGAAAUCAGUGAUGUCAAGCCUUUACUUGGAAUAUUUGAUGACAUACUGUAAAACAUAAAAUAUAUUGUAAGUGCUGAAAAAAAUAUUAGUCAUUUUUCCAGAAUGAAGCCUUUGAAUGCUGUUAAGAGAAUUUAUUUUCUGUUGUGUAACUAUUUACCGAUAGUGGGAUUGCUGCAUAGAGUAGAUAGUUGUUAGAGUAGAUGGUUGUUUUGUUUUGUUUUAAAAAGUUGAUAAUUAAUGGAAUUCUGGGUAUAUUAUCUCAUUUUGGAAUUGCUUAAAUCUUUGUUGACCUUGUUGUUUUCAGGAUUGCAAAGAAAAAUAUAGAAAUGGGUCAAAAGAGUUCUCAGGCUGAGGGUGUUUCUAUAGACAAAGUAAAAAUCACAUAAGAGACAGUUAGCUGUCUAUUAGAUGUCCUACUUCUAAGUACUGUUUAAAUGAACGAAAGAUUCUUUCCUCAAAAAAUUCUUAAAGCUUUUUGGUUUUGUCUGUCAGUCUUUCUAAUGCUGAAUUUUACAUAAUACUGAUUCUGUAAAAUAAUUAGAUUUAAAAUCAAAUAAGUUCUAGUAGAAUGGUCAGUUAUUCUAGACUAUAUUCCUUUUGACAGUGCUGUCAACUGCAUAAUAAAAAAGUGCAACUUCCUUCACGCAAAUGUGUUCCCAGGAUCUCAAUAAAACAAUUGCUUAAUGUAUAUAAGAAAUAUUCUAAAGUUGUGUUUAGCUGUUCACUUUGAUACUUGAGGUCAAAAAGCAGACAUGUAUGCAUCCCUAUACAAACUUAGACAACCAACUAUUGGAUUUAGCAAUCUUACAGCUGUAGUGUUUGAACAGUAAACCUUACAAGUUCAAUGGAUAGAAAAAUAUAUUACCUAAAAUGCAUAAGAAGAUAAUAUUAAAUUUCACUUGUUAAUUAUUAAAAAUGUGUAGAAUUAAAAUGUUAAAAUCACACAUGGAAACUUAGCUGUUUGUUCUUGCAACAUUGUUUGAGGUGCAACCAAAUACAACUGUUUUGCUGUACUACACGGUUUAUGUUUCUUGGCUAACACGUUACUUUACUCCAGUGUUUCCUUACAUGUUUGACUUGCUUUUGGAUAUAACUCUUUCCUUAUAAAAGAAUGGUUGAACGCCAGUAGCCUCAUCCUUAUAAAAGAAUGGUUGAACGCCAGUAGCCUCACUUAACUGGUCCAUAACUUUUUGACUAUGCAAAUUCCAGCAGGCCCAAGUUUGUAACUCACUUUGGUGUACCUCAAAUAUUUCAUUGCAUCUGUAAGUUAGUAGUAUGUUAGACCUAUUCUUGCCUGAACAGGCUUAUUACUGGCUCACUCCUGUUGUCAAUUCUGGUAUUAAGUCCCUUUCGUGGUUUGAAGAACUGGGAGGUAGUAACAGGAACUUUUCACUUUUGACUUUCCUUUCUUAUUCCUCGUUUGUUUUUGCAAGUUUCCUUUCUACUAAAACAGAGGACAGCAGACUUAGUGUUUCACAUCUUCCAAAUCAAGCAUCUUUUUACAGACAAGCUGCUGAGGAGUGGUUUGGCUACCUAGAUACAGGUGCCAAGUUUCAUUUUUGAUGCCUUAGAGAAUCUUCCUUCAGCUGCAUCUGAAGAGCACAGGUCUCCCACAUGAAGAUGUUCCAGGUACUCUAUGGUGUCUGAAAUGGCACUUCAUGCCUUUGUUUAAGAACUGAACACUCCUUGCUGCCUGAAAUGAGUUUUGUUUUUUUGUUGUUGUUGUUGUUUCCCACAGAUUUAUAGUUCCUAUUAUAUAGCAUUCUUUAAUUGCCCUUGUAUCCUGCUGUUCUGUGGGGUCUUACCUUGCAACAACUAAUUGGGCUGUUCUUCAAUUUCUUCAGAUUUGAUAAGGGCUUUUACAUAGCAAUACAAAGCUGAGCUUCAAUUAUGGAGAAUAAGAGGGGCAGGAGAAGGAAAUGAUUUAUAUAAUCUUGUGAUUAAAUAUAAUUUGUGUAA